CCUUCGCUGGAGAGUUCAUCGAGGUCAUCUGGGCACGGAUCUCAGGAUUGAAUGCAAGAUCAAGGAAGAUUCCUGCGACUAUUCUCUGCGUAUCAGUGUCGCUGUGGCGAGCUGCGUGGCAAAGAUCCUGGAGCCUGGAAUACAAGAAAGGGCCUCCACAGAAUGUUCCUGGGUGGCAGUGUCACUAGACAGAGCCAUACUGAUCAGGAUUUCAAGUCCACCAUCCGCAACUAUACGGAACUUAUUGUCAUCUCCACAUGAAGCUAGUGUUGCUAAUUCAUAUGCAGCAAUACGACGAUCUUUUACCCUGAAGAAUCAAAAUGGAAUCAAUUCCAGAACAGCACCCAUACAAUUAUAGAUGCAAUCAAAAGGGACAGUCCAUGAAUCCCAAAGAAUAUUGCUGAAAACACCACCUGAUGGCUGCAAUCAUCUACAAACUCCCAAUCCUUGCACCCAUGAUUCUGAAAAACAAAUGCCUGAUAUGCAUACUAAGUUCCAGCAAGAAUAGACAAAAACACUUUGAAUUAGUGCAAAAAUGUUAAAUUUUUUUUGAACAACCCUCGUAAAUGUGAAAUUUAUCUAGCAUAAAAAUAGAAAAUUGACUCAUACUCAAUAAAAAUAUGUAGAGGGUCUCCCACUUGGUUGUCUAUUAUUAGCACAGUAUGCCUAGCUGUAUAUAUAACUAAUAAUAAUUACCACAAUCCUGAUCCAUUCGACCACACAGAAGUAGACAGAAGCAGCAGCAUUAAACAGAGCCCCCAAUCCAUAUAUCACACAGAACCAGACUUUGCUGCAAUAAUAAAAGCAAUUUGCUUUAUAAUAAGUAACACAGGAUUUUAACAUGUGAUAUUAUAAUGUCACAGUCAGGGCUGUAGCAAGGGGUGGAUUCUAGACACCCCCCCCCCCCCCAAGUAAAGGCUGCCUAUUGGCCUGGCAGUUUCUACACCAGUGAUGCAAAUAUACAGAUGCCAAUAAUGUCUCAACACACUUGUUCAUAUCUUUGUUAUUAGGAUUCUUAAAUCUUUUUUCAGAUAAUCUGGAUAUCAAAGGAUUGUCCUGAAAUAAAGUCAGAUCUGUUUGACCUUUUUGAAAAUAGACAUG
Messenger RNA from Owenia fusiformis, 1101 nucleotides. The record is from the annotation of a GenBank genome assembly. NCBI's taxonomy places the organism in Eukaryota, Metazoa, Annelida, Polychaeta, Sabellida, Oweniidae.